AUGUAUGUGGACAAUGCGCUUCUGAAAGGCAACAGUCCAGAGAAAUUCAUAGAGAACUACGCAGCGCCAAACACCUACCUGUCAAACUGCGGCGCUGUCAACGCCAAAAUCAGAACCGCGGAUCGGGCGAAGACUCAGGAGAUAAUAGUGCUUGGAUUGAAGAUUGCUCACCCCAUUGGUUAUACCGGCGAGGUUUCCCAUCAAGGUAUACACAAACAGAAGCUAGGAUGGGACGCUUCUCUUCCAGACGAAGAGUCGCAGAGAUGGAGUGCAAUCAAAGAUGGAGUCGUGGGCUUCGAAACAACUAUUCCACGCAAAGUGAUGGACAAGAGACCCAAAGCUGAGUAUAAGCUUUCUAUUUUUGUUGAGUUCUAA
This is a messenger RNA of Strongylus vulgaris, 375 nucleotides long. NCBI's taxonomy places the organism in Eukaryota, Metazoa, Nematoda, Chromadorea, Rhabditida, Strongylidae. The record is from the annotation of a GenBank genome assembly.